AUCUGAGCCCGUGGAGGUGCCUGACUGGGCUCUCAAAAGCACAGGGUGUACCAUCAACCUGCAGAGAUCAUCCAGCACCUCUGCAUGUCUCAGGAGGGUGUUUUGGUCCCUGUUUAGACAACCCUUUGAGGAUACCUUUGUGCAGCCUGAUGCUUCCCCAGGGUACUGCUGGAAAAUGCAACAGUCUCAGAGCGAAGUGCUAAUCCGACUGCCCACAGAAGUACAACCAACGGCCAUCACCUUACAGUACUGCUCAAAGACAGCCACUCCACUGGUGACUGUCAGUAGUGCACCCAAGGAUUUCACUGUCUCUGGACUGGAUGAGGAAGGCCAGGGCGAAACUCUGCUGGGGUCUUUCCUCUACAGCGUGCAGAAAGAGCCAACUCAGACCUUCCCUCUGCAGGUACAGUGGGUACGCGUGGGCAGGAGGCCAGGGCAGAAGCACCAGUUUGCUAGCAAAUCGCUUGCACGGGGAGAGUGGACAGUCCCUGGCAGGACAGGGGCCUGA
Messenger RNA from Neopsephotus bourkii (Bourke's parrot), 508 nucleotides. RefSeq names its product SUN domain-containing protein 3-like. Gene Ontology annotation, molecular function: protein-membrane adaptor activity. Gene Ontology annotation, cellular component: nuclear envelope; meiotic nuclear membrane microtubule tethering complex. Lineage: Eukaryota; Metazoa; Chordata; Aves; Psittaciformes; Psittacidae. The transcript is spliced from 4 exons. Bases 176 to 508 code for a protein of 110 amino acids. Gene Ontology annotation, biological process: nuclear envelope organization. The record is from RefSeq and is a predicted model, not a curated record.